AUGAUGGCGCAGCGACCCCGACGAGCGCCCGCGUCGGUCCUUGGCGUCACCGACGUCCUCACGACGAUCAUCCAGUGCACGCCAAAGCCCAAAGACGUGCUUUCGUUUCUUCAAGCGCUGCCACCGAGUGUGCGGACGCCAGCGAUGGCUGCGCUUCUCCAGCUCUUGGUGCCCUCCGUGGAGGCCAAGAAUGGCUACAGCCAUUAUUGGCCGCUGGCGUGGCUCGGCAAAUCAAACGACGAUGACGUCGAUCUUGUGCUUAUGGCCGUGCCUCUCUUCAACAGUAUUGUCCUCGACGGCUUCUCGACGAGCCAGCGAUGGCCAGCGAGUGACGACCCCAACUACAGCUUUGGCUUUUGCGCGUUUCUGGCAAAGUGGGCCAAGAAGGUGGUACAAUUGAACCUCUUCAAGAUUUCUGCCAAGAAAUACCGCCCGGAUUUUUGCCGUCUACUGCGCCAGUGCACAAACAUCAAGUGCGCGUUCAUGCCGUACGAGCCCGACCUUCUCGAGGCACUGAUGACCCCCGCCCACAACGUGCCGGACCUCGAUUUCAUUCCCCCGACUUUGAAAACGGGGCAGCUGGAAGCAGCGGCGCUUAUCCAGCGCUGGCUCGCGUCCGGUCCCGGGCGCCGCGCCAAGUUUCGCAUGCUGCAAGCCGACGCUGGCCUCGCGCGCGCGCUCGCCUCGUCCCCGCACCUGACGAGCCUCGACCUGAGCCAUUCCGAGUGCAUUCUCUCCAGCCUCAUUUUGAACAGCGCUCGUUUGACACACCUGGCCGAGCUUGUGCUGGCUUGCGUACAUGGCACGGACGCGCCGGGGCGCAUUCUGUCGUUGCUGAACCCGCAUGUACUCACGAAGCUCUCUAUCGAGAUUCUCGUUCGCACCGAAGUCGUUGGACUUGCUCAAGCGCUCUCCGAGCUCGUGGCGCUCGAACAACUCGUUCUCAAAGACAUCGAUCUGUGCACGUUGCCGAGGAUCAAUGCCGCCGCGGUGUCGACGAUGCGAACGCUUGAAUUCUGGAGAGUGCAAUUGACGCCCACAAGCGUGGCACACGUGCUCGACUGGGUCACGCGCUCGCCCCGUCUCGAGUCGGUCACGUGGAUGAGCUGUGCGAUCUUUGGCAUGAACAUUGGCUGCGCCAUUGACGUGGUCCAGCGAUGCAUCCGUGCGGGUGCCCAUGCCGUGGCAUUCGAAGACUGCGGUAUUGAUACGCAUGGCGCGACGGCCUUGGCCAACGGACUCCGCAACACCCAUGCGCGCCAUCGCACCAUAAUCGACCUCUCGCGCAACAAGGUGCUGAUCGCAGCCGCACGCGCAAUGCUUUCGGCCCUCGCCACAUGCACCAACGUGUCGAUCACACUGACCAACAGCCUACGCACGCUCUCGGUCGACGACCAGGCCAAGCAAGCCGGCGUCACCAUCGAGUGGUGCCAGCGCAACGUAUGGCCGAGCUGCGUGUUGACGCUGCAUUCCACUGGCACCUAG
Molecule: messenger RNA, 1485 nt
Organism: Saprolegnia parasitica CBS 223.65
Lineage: Eukaryota; Oomycota; Saprolegniomycetes; Saprolegniales; Saprolegniaceae
Exons: 1
Coding region: 1-1485 (494 amino acids)
Source: RefSeq, a predicted model, not a curated record